Molecule: messenger RNA, 675 nt
Organism: Humulus lupulus (European hop)
Lineage: Eukaryota; Viridiplantae; Streptophyta; Magnoliopsida; Rosales; Cannabaceae
Exons: 1
Coding region: 1-675 (224 amino acids)
Source: RefSeq, a predicted model, not a curated record
AUGAAGAUUUCAAUUAUUCUGUUGGCUUUUUCGUGGACCAUAUUGAUGAGCUCCACCACCGAGGGAUGGCCAUGGCCUUACAGUAACAAGAAGAGAGUUUGCAUGAGUCAGUACAUGAGAUUUCAACCAUGCGUUGGUGAGUUACUUGGCUUCACAUAUUGGCAGCGUCCUAUUUCUUCCUCUUGCUGUGCCACAGUUGUUGAUAUCUCUGCCACCGCUGGCCUUUGUCCCCACACAUUACCUUAUUAUCACUCCUUACCUAACUUGGCUUUCUUUCAAGCCCAACAUCAUUGCACCACCACCACAAACAUUCCAUCCCCAUCUUCACCACCACCACCAGCAGUAGCACCGCCAGCACGACCAAUACCCCCGCCGCCACCACCACCACCACCAUCACCCCCAUCACAAUCACCACCAAAGCCGAAGCCGUCACCAGAUGAUCCGUUCCCGAAUAUUAACUAUGCUGAUAAAAAAUGUGUGGAAGAACCUCGACUCCAUAAAUACUUUGUAGAUAUAUCACAAUACACUCUUCUGAAGACACCACUUCCUUCAGCUUGUUGCGAAACUAUACUCGACGUUACAAACAAGUGCCCUGAUGAUGUCGGCUGGGAUAAUCUGAUCUUAGAAUGCCUAGACUAUUGUAGAAGUAUUCAGAAGACAACAUCAUCACCAUAG